UUGCAACGCUCUCUCUCUCGCUCUCUCUCCAGGUGGUAGAGGCUUAUAAGCAAGGUCUCAGGCCAGCCGUGGGCUAUGAGCUCAACCCCUGGCUGCUGUGUCUCUCCAACUACCGGGCCUGGAAGGCUGGGUACCGCGGGCAGGUUUCCUUCCUGAAGAAAGAUCUCUGGAAGGUGAAUCUUUCCGACUGCUACAACGUGAUCGUGUUCCUGGCCCCCAGCGUGAAACCUCCCCUAGCCGCCAAGCUCCUUGCAGAACUCCCCGACGAAGCCCGGGUGGUGGCUGGACGCUUCCCCUUCCCCUCCUGGACCCCCACCAGCACCCUUGGGCAGGGGCUGGAGCAAGUCUGGGCCUAUGACAUGAAGGAGGUGCGGCGAGUGGCGCCGAGCAGCGCAGAGGGAAGCCCGGUCUAACGGCAGCCUCGUUAAGCCUGGCAUUAAGUGUCAGCAGUGGUAGGGGUCAGAGCCUCUCCCAGCCCUUGGGCUCAGCUCAGGACAGCAGUGAGAGGGAUGCUGGCCAGGCUUUUUCCCGGGGACUUGCAGGGUGGUGGUCCCUCCUUGCCUUCCAAAGAGUGGGCAGUUUGGGGGAAGCAAGGGAGGGGAAAAACGCAUCUAGAAAUCCUGGAAUUAUCGCAGGAUUUAAGGGCUAAAUCUCCAGUGCCUCUUUCUGUAUGUUUGCUACUUUUAUUUCUAGUUAUUUUUUCAAAAUAAACGUUUGGACGGUUCUUCCCUC
This is a messenger RNA of Pygoscelis adeliae (Adelie penguin), 732 nucleotides long. RefSeq names its product protein FAM173A-like. NCBI's taxonomy places the organism in Eukaryota, Metazoa, Chordata, Aves, Sphenisciformes, Spheniscidae. The annotation marks the transcript as partial. Gene Ontology annotation, biological process: regulation of mitochondrial ATP synthesis coupled proton transport; peptidyl-lysine trimethylation; positive regulation of proton-transporting ATP synthase activity, rotational mechanism. Gene Ontology annotation, molecular function: protein-lysine N-methyltransferase activity. The record is from RefSeq and is a predicted model, not a curated record. The transcript is spliced from 3 exons. Gene Ontology annotation, cellular component: mitochondrion.